AUGGGCACCAGGCAAGUGGUCAUGCUCGCUCCUGUGUGGGGGCUGCUGGGCUGCUGUCUCCUCUGUGGCUGGGCUCUGGGGGGUCUGCGGCCCCUCCGCUCUCUGCCCCCGCCGUCCUCCCAAGUCAGGCCAGGAUAUGUACCCAAGUGGGUGGCCCCGGAGGGGGCUGAAGCAGCCCUGGCUUUUCUCUACUCUGGAGAUGCUCAACAGCUGUUGGGGGCGAAUUGCAGCGAGCGCUAUGAAGCCCAAGGGGCAGAAGCCAGUCCAGGGCUUCCCCCUGUCUUAGGGAGGGCAGCGGGCACCCUGACCCAGGCCGCCAACUUCCUCAACAUGCUGCUGCAAGCCAACGACAUCCGCGAGUCCAGUGUGGAGGAGGACGUGGAGUGGUACCAGGCACUGGUCCGCAGCGUGGCCGAGGGGGACCCAAGGGCAUACCGGGCUUUGCUGACCUUUAACCCUCCACCAGGAGCCAGCCACCUGCCGCUGGCCCUGCAGGCCACCCGCAUGGGAGAGGAGACCAUCCUUCAGGACUUGUCUGGGAAUCGGGUGCUGGAAGAGAGCUUAACCGGGGCCCUGGACACCCCUGCCCUGCAGAAGCGGGUGCUAACCAAUGACCUAGGGAGCCUCGGAAGCCCCAAGUGGCCCCGGGGAGAUGGAUUUCUGGGGGACCUGCAGCAUGUGAGGCUGUCUCCUCCCUUCCUGGAAUGCCAGGAGGGCCGGCUUCGCCCAGGCUGGCUCCUCACUCUUUCGGCCGCCUUCUAUGGACUCAAGCCAGACCUCAGCCCCGAGAUCAGGGGGCAGGUGCAGAUGGACAUAGAUCUUCAGAAGGUGGACAUCAACCAGUGUGCCAGCGGCCCAGGAUGGUACUCUAACACGCACCUGUGUGAUCUCAACAGCACCCAGUGCAUCCCUCUGGAGAGUCAGGGCUUUGUCCUUGGCCGCUACCUCUGCCGCUGCCAACCUGGCUUCUACGGGGCAAGCCUCUCCAGGGGGUUAGAGGAGAAUGCCACCCAGCCUACCGGGCAAUUUGGGUCCCCGCAAGGCAGCUCCGGAAGGCUGCUUCAGUGCCAGCCUUGUGCUGAGGGCUGCUCCGGCUGCAUGGAUGCCACGCCAUGCCUGGCAGAGGAGGCCCGGGCUUUGCGGGCAGCGGUGUUGGCCUGCCAGGCCUGCUGCAUGUUGACUGUCUUCCUGAGCAUGCUGGUCUCCUACCGCUGCCGCCAGAGCAAGAGGAUCCGGGCAUCGGGAGUUGUCCUGCUGGAAACCAUCCUUUUUGGAUCCCUGCUGCUUUACUUCCCUGUCUUCAUCCUGUACUUCAAGCCCAGUGUGUUCCGCUGCAUCGCUCUCCGCUGGGUCCGGCUGCUGGGUUUUGCCCUUGUCUACGGCACCGUUAUACUCAAGCUUUCCAGAGUGCUCCAGCUGUUUCUGUCUCGAACGGCCCAGCGGGGCCCCCAUCCAAGCAGCGGGCAGCAGCUCCGGCGUCUGGGGCUGCUCCUGCUGCUCGUGCUGGGCUUCCUGGCGGUGUGGACAGUGAGGGUCCUGGAGCGAGGCGGGCCGCACACCCGCCUGGUGACCCGAGGCCACACGCCCGCGGGCCGCCACUUCUACCUCUGCCAUCACGACCGCUGGGACUACACCAUGGUCGUUGCCGAGAUGCUGCUCCUCUGCUGGGGCAGCUUCCUCUGCUACGCCGCGCGGGCGGUGCCCUCCGCCUUCCACGAGCCGCGCUACAUGGGCAUCGCCCUGCACAACGAGCUGCUGCUCUCUGCCGCCUUCCAUGCAGCCAGGUUUGUGCUGGCUCCCUCCCUGCACCCGGACUGGACGCUCCUCCUCUUCUUCUUCCACACCCACAGCACUGUCACCGCCACCCUGGCUCUGCUCUUCAUCCCGAAGUUCUGGAGGCCGGGGGCUCCUCCCCGAGCGGAGAUGGUGGAGGAGGAGUUUGAGGACGAGCUGGACCUGCAGCGCUCAGGCUCCUACUUCAACAGCAGCACCGUCUCCGCUUGGAGCGAGCGCAGCCUGGACCCUGGAGACAUUCGGGAUGAGUUGAAGAAGCUCUACGCCCAGCUAGAGGUCCACAAGACCAAGGAAAUGGCUGCUAACAACCCCCACCUGCCCAAGAAGCGGGGCAACUCGCGCCAGGGCCUGGGCCGCUCCUUCAUGAGGUACCUGGCCGAGUUCCCCGAGGCCCUGGCCCGGCAGCACUCCCGGGACUCGGGCUCCCCAGGCCGCGGCAGCCUGCCCAGCUCCUCCCGCCGCAGGCUCCUCAGCUCCAGCCUCCAGGAACCCGAGGGGCCACGGGCCCUGCGCAAGUCCCGCAGCACCUACGACCACAACCACUGCAGGGAGCAGGACCCGCCUCUCCUCGACUCGCUGCUGCGGAGGAAGCUGGCCAGGAGGGCCUCCCCGGCAGAGAGCCGCGAGUUGGCAGAGGGGCCUCCUGCCCUGGGCUUCAGGUCGGCCAGCGCCCACAACCUGACAGUGGGAGAGAGGCUGCCCAGAGCCCGGCCUGCCUCCCUGCAGAAGUCGCUCAGCGUCAUGGCUGGCUCCGGGGAAAAGGCCCUGCUGGUGGCCAGCCAGGCCUAUCUGGAGGAGAGCUAUCGGCAGGCAAAGGAACGAGAGGCGAGAAAGAAGGCAGAGGCGGCCUUGGCGAGUCCAGUUCGGAGCCCAGUUCGGAGGCCAUCGGCCAGGAGGCUGGAGGGAGCUCGAGGGGCCCCUCUGUCAGCCCCACCUUCCCCUGCCAAGAGCAGCAGCAGCAUGGACAGCUCCUAUGCCCCUGGGAAGCUUCAGAAAGAGGCUGCCCGAAGGCUGACCCACUCACCCAUCCGGCACCAGGUCUCCACGCCCAUCACGGCCCUGUCUGGGGCCUGCCUGGGAGAGCCAAGGAUGCUGUCUCCCACUUCCACCUUGGCUCCAGCUCUCAUACCAGGUCCAGCCCCAGUUCUGGCCCCAGUCCCUGCCCUAGCGGCAGUCCCAGUACUCACCCAAAGCCCCAGCUUACUCACCUUCAUCUGCCCUUGGGAGAAUGCAGAGCUGCCAGUCAAGAAAGACAACGUGGCUCAAGAAGGCCCCUCAGGGCCAGAGCGAGGCAACCACUCCCCUGGCCCAGCUCGGGCAAGGCUCUGGCGGGCCCUCUCUGUCGCAGUGGAGAAAAAGGGUGCUGGGGAGAAUGGGAGGGACACGGAGGACAGGCGUCUCCAGGGGGAAGCUGAUGAUGUGGACGAGGACAGGCCCAAGAUCUUUUCUAAGUCCCACAGCCUCAAGACCCCUGUUCAGCAGGGUUCGGUGCGCAGCCUGGGACUGGCGAUCAAAGCUCUGACCCGUUCCCGGAGCACACACAGGGAAAAGGGGAGUGGGGAAGGGAGUCCUGAGAAGGACAAGGGCCGAGCUUCAGGAGAGGGGGUGGGGGCAUGCCCCAGGUCCCCCAGGCCAGGCGGGCGCAAGGUGGUGAGUAAGCAGGCCGCCCUCGCCCCCUGCGAAGAUGAGGAGUCCCUCCAGAACCAGCAGAAUGCACACACCAGCAGAAUGCUCCACGUCUGUCACCAGGAGGGCAGCAGGGAACAAGAAGACAGAGGCAGGAGGACAGCUCAGGGCCAAGGGGAGGGGACUGUGGAGAGAGCAAGUAGAACAGGGCCUGCCACACUGAGGCAAGUCAGGCAGGGCACAGCUGGGGACAAAAGUGCUGAGCAAACAAAAGAAGGCCCUGCAGGGAGGCAGGAGCUGCUCAGAGCCGGCCUCCAGCACCUGGGCAGUGCCCGCUGCAGGGUGGCGGAGGUUUGCCCCUGGGAAGUCCCCGAGUCAGAAACAAGUCUGCCUGAGAGCAACAAGGCUGAAAUCUGCCCUUGGGAGGUGAGUGGAGGCCCGGAGAAGGGAGCAUUAAGACAAGGUCUAGAUGACUCCCGAGGAGAGAGGGGGGAAGCCCCAGAAGAAUCCGAGCCUAAAGGUGUGGCUGCCCUGGCUCGGAAAAAGCCCGAGAGGCUGGUCAGGGGGCAGGAGGCAGUGUGUCCCUGGGAGAAUGCCAAUCCCAGGGACCUGUCCCCUCAGGACCCUGAGAGAACCAAGGGCAGGUCUGAGGCAGGGGGCAGUCUGGAGGCUAAAGAGGAGGAAAAGUGUCCGCAGAAAGUCACAGGCCCAGAAGCGUGUACACCUGACGUGGCCAAGGCAGAGCUCUGUCCCUGGGAGGCAAGUGAAGGAGGAGAGAAUGAGAAACCACCCCAGGAGGGAGUGAAGAAGCUGCCCCAGGAAGAGCAGACAAGUCCCAGGAAGGCAACCUCCGGGAAAGAAGAGAAACUGGGCAGAGACUUGGAGUCUCUCUGUUCAUGGGAGAGGACUGAUUUCCGUGGCCCCGUAGCAAUCUCUACGGAGGCGCCAGGAACUGCCGAGUGCCCGAGGAGCGUUGCGGAGGUGUGUCCACGGGAGGCAGGAGAGGCUCCUGCUAUCAGGAAAGCAGAGAUUUGUCCCUGGGAGCUGGGUGAUGAGGAAGUGGGGAAGGAAAUGCUACAUCAGGGGACCGGUGGAGACUCUGUCCAAGAAGAGGGUCAAGCCUCCAGAAACGGGCUCUUUGGGGAGACAGGGGGACAAACUGGGAAAGCAGUGCAGAUAUCUGGUCCACAGCAGGAGUCGCUGUGUCCCAGGGAGAGCACAGCCCCUGGGCACUCCAGCCCAGGUCUGGACAAUUCCUCCUCCAGAGCCGGCGGCCAGCUCCUCAGCAAUGGAGGAAGCAGGGCCACACAGGGAUGCCCACGGGAAGACCUCGAGCCAGAGGGAAAGGCAGAAAUCUGUCCCUGGGAGGUAAGUGAAGCAACAGAGGACUGGACAUCAGGACAGGCCCCCAAAGGAGGAGAAUCUCAAAAGGACAAGGAGAAAAUGCCUGAAACACCAGGAAUCAAAGAUGUCACAGCUUGGGGGAAGCCCGAGGGACGGCUCCAAAAGCGGGAAGCCGUCUGUCCUUGGGAGAGUGUGGACCCUGGCAGAUUCCACCCACAACCAGGUCCUCAAGACACAGAUAGACCCAAAGCCGGUUUCCAGGUGUCAGGCGGUGUGGGAAGCAAAGCUGCCGAAAUCUGUCCAUGGGACGUGGAGGACACCCUGUCUGCUGAGAGGGCAGAGAUCUGUCCCUGGGAGGUGAGUGCCGGAGCAGGGGAGGAACAAGCUCUGGGAGGUGAGGCCAUUAGGAAACUUCCAAACAUUACAGGAAAGGAUUCUGCAGGUCCUGGACCCAGUGAGGUAGCUGUUACAGCUCCAAAGAAGCCAGAGAGGCCAGCUGGGGAGCGGGAGGUGACCUGUCCGUGGGCGAGCGUGGAUCCAGGCAGCUCCUCCCAGCAUUCAGACACUGUGAACACUGACCGAUCAAAAGCUGGAUUCCAGGAACUGGAUCACGUGGCGGGCAGGCCAGCUGAGGUGUGUCCCUGGGAAGUAGAGGAAGCAUCUACCGAUGAAAGAGCCAAGAUCUGUCCCUGGGAAGUGAAUGGAGGAGCUGCUGGGAAGGGACUGGAACGAGAGGUGGGGAGUGAUUCAGCAGAGCAGAGAGAGAAAACUCCAGAAAGGGGGAGACUCACCUCCCUGCAAGAAGACAAAUCAAAAAGGGAGACAGAACUGAGUCAAGAGCAGGAAGCUAUUUGUCCUUGGGAGGACUUGAGGGGACCGUCUGCUCAGGCCCCUAAGGUCUCAGACUCACCCAGCAGCGUGAGCAGGAGAGUGGCAGAGGAACAUUCCCUGGGAGUCGAUGACGAGGUAGCGGAGAAAGGAGACCUGAUCCAAGACCCCAACACGGAUCCCCUCCAAGAACACACAGCCCACGGAAAAGCUCCAUCUUCAAAGGCAGAAGCCGCUACUGAAGACGGGGAGAAAGCAAAGGAGGAGCUCCAGUCUAUCUGUCCGUGGGAGGGCGUGGCCCCGGCAGCCUUUCCCCCCAGCCCCGAAGGUGAGUGCCCUGACCAACCGAGAGCCGGCUCUCAGAGACGGGUCAGCGUCGGGGGCAGGCGCGCUGAGGUGUGCCCCUGGGAUGCUCCUGCCUCAAAUGCCCGUCAGCCUGACAGCAGCAUCAAAGCAGAGGUCUGUCCCUGGGAGGGGACGGAAAGAAUCCCUGAAGGAGGAGUGUCAACACGGAGCGGAAAAGGGGACCCUCAAGAGGAGGGGAAAGCUCCAGAAAAACCAGAGCCCCAAGUUGGGGCAGUUGAGGAAAAGCCCGAGAGGGCAGACAGGAAGCAGGAGGCUGUGUGUCCCUGGGAGAGUCAAGACAGAGGAGGUCUGUCCCCACACCCAGCCCCACGAGCCUCUGAGGCAGCAGGCAGCGUGGAGGCCAGCGGGGCAGAGGUGUGUCCAUGGGAAGCGGUCGAGGCUCUCUCUGCCAAGAGAGCAGAAAUCUGCCCUUGGGAGAUGAGCACAGCGGCCGCAGAGGAAGAGGGCCCCGAACAGGAGGUGGACAGAGCACUCCAAGGGCGAGGAGAGGUGUUCCUUCCAAAGGCAGGGUCUGGCGGGGCUGAAGAACACUUUUCAAAAGCAGCAGCCAAAGGCAGCAGAGAGCAGGAGCCAGUCUGCCCCUGGGCAGGCAUGGAUUCAGGGGGACUCCUCCCCCAGCCAGAUGCUCUGGACACUGACCAAGCCAAAGUCAGUCCCCAUGGAGCAAGGAGUGUGGGGAGCAGGGUGGCAGAGCUGUAUCAGUGGGAAGUCACAGAUCCAGAAGGAAAUAAAAUAAAAGGCACCAUGGCAGACAUCUGUCCUUGGGAGGAAACGGGAGCCCCAUCUGAGGAAUCUGGCCUCCCGGCUUUAACAGCAACGCAGACAGAAACAUUUUCCCCCGGAGGCCCUGAGAACCCACCAGGCCUUUCCAUCCAGAGGCCUCUGGGUAGCUUCCUUCCAGAGAGCAAGUGCUCCCGCCCCCAAAUGAGCCAGCCAGCCAGCUCUUCCACUCGGGAAGGUGUCAGAGAAUUCCAAGGGCCUUCAGGGCUUGGGCCAAGAACCAGCUUAGCUGCAGGGCCAACGCUCCAGGAAGCUGAGGCUCAGAAUUCUUCUUCCCUAACUGAACACCAAGGAGAAGUGGCUUCCAAAGAUCCACAUGAAGAACUCGUCCCUCCAACUGUCUAUCCUUGGGAUUGGGAGUAA
Molecule: messenger RNA, 7101 nt
Organism: Eptesicus fuscus (big brown bat)
Lineage: Eukaryota; Metazoa; Chordata; Mammalia; Chiroptera; Vespertilionidae
Gene: GPR179
Product: G protein-coupled receptor 179
Exons: 11
Coding region: 1-7101 (2366 amino acids)
Biological process (GO): G protein-coupled receptor signaling pathway
Cellular component (GO): membrane
Molecular function (GO): G protein-coupled receptor activity
Source: RefSeq, a predicted model, not a curated record